AUGGUGUUUCCGGACGAUGUCUUUCGCGAGAUUCUGUCGUACCUAUGGCCGGUCGAUGUUAGUCGAUUCGCGAGGACGUCCAAGCGCAGUCUGCGCAUUGCAGACAUGGUGCUCUAUAGACGGAACCAUAUAGCAAGCGUGAAUCAUCUGGCGUCGUUUUGCCAGGCACUGACAAGCCGGGCAUCGGCGGCACACGCACUGAACAUGGUGUCGAUCGACAUCCGAGAACACACGCGGUUUCCUAUACCUGCGAUCGCGGCCGCACUCCUUGCUUCUCCGAACCUCACACACCUGGCCGUAUCGCUCGUUCCCCCACGCGAUCCAAAAUACUACAUCGAUCCCACUCCCUUGCUCUACGCCUCCAGCCCCACCCUGCGUGAACUCGCAUUGACGACCCAUGUGCCAACCGCUGCCCUCACCGAAUUUCUCAUCUCCCAUCCGAACCUUGUCAGCCUGUCCCUCCCCAACCAGAGCCCGGAAUCCAUGGUCGAACUCGGUGCGGAGUGUGUACCGCGCUUGACGAGUAUCACAGCCCCGCCGGCCCUUGUCGCUUGCCUCGUCCCCGAACGUCCGGUCGUGCAUGCAGUCAUCUCUCGUCCGGUCCCUCGCGAAUUCAUGGCCGAUGUCAUCGAGAGUCUAGCCGCGUCCAAGGGGCCCCUGCUGAGUCUGGGAUUAGAGACCGAACAGGUCUCGUUGGGGGUCAUGCAAGAGAUAACAGUUCGCCUUCGGGAUUUAAGGAGUCUUUGGGUCAAGGGACGGUUCAUGUUUAGGUAUUCAUUGACUUAUGCAGGCCUAUUGCUCGACAUGGCUCCCCUUCUUGGACGUAGCCCGCAACUCACAUCGGUUUCGUUGAUCGGUUGGCCGGCGAUCCGUGCCUUGCCAAAAAGUCCGCAGUCACACCUCUCCGUUUCCCCCUCUACUCCAUCGGCGAGCUUUACUCCUUCGCCAUCGCCACCCCCCGCUGUGGACCAUACCAUCUUGGAAGACGAGCUCCAGGUGACAAGGACGUUCCAUACGUGCGCAAGGCAACUCAGAGAGGUUGUCUUUCCCAGCGGAUGCAGGUGGGUCGCGAAACAAGACGAUGACGAAGCAACAUGGGAACCGGCUCGAGAGUGCCAUGGUGCGCGUGUAUGGUGGGUCGACCGCGAACUCGAGCUCGAGCUCGCCGCGGCUCAACAGGAAGCCCAUCGGAUCGAGCAACUUGAAAGUAUGCGUUCGUCCAGACGACGCAGUCGUCCGAGCGGCCGAUUCUCUAAACCCAAUUCGUCGGACGACGAUGAUGAGCAACUUGAUUAUGCUCGUAUUGAGCUCGAGGAUGAUGCGGAUGCGGAAGGUGAUGUGGAUGAACUGUUUGAGAGUGAACAGGGUGGCGGGAUGUUUAUUAUUUCAUAG
Messenger RNA from Rhizoctonia solani, 1392 nucleotides. RefSeq names its product F-box-like domain-containing protein. The record is from RefSeq and is a predicted model, not a curated record. The transcript is spliced from 5 exons. The coding region runs from base 1 to 1392 and encodes 463 amino acids. Lineage: Eukaryota; Fungi; Basidiomycota; Agaricomycetes; Cantharellales; Ceratobasidiaceae. Gene Ontology annotation, molecular function: protein binding.